Cucurbita moschata (crookneck pumpkin) is the source of this 2044-nucleotide messenger RNA. Its product is annotated as pentatricopeptide repeat-containing protein At4g21065-like. The record is from RefSeq and is a predicted model, not a curated record. NCBI's taxonomy places the organism in Eukaryota, Viridiplantae, Streptophyta, Magnoliopsida, Cucurbitales, Cucurbitaceae. The transcript has a single exon. Gene Ontology annotation, biological process: RNA modification. Gene Ontology annotation, molecular function: protein binding; RNA binding; zinc ion binding. Bases 115 to 2019 code for a protein of 634 amino acids.
AAAGAGAAGAGAAACGGAAAUGAAAUGAAAAAAGAUUAAAUUUUUGGAAACCCAUGCCCAUUCAAUCGAUGAACCCAAUUAAAUUUCAGAAUUUGUGACGGAUCAUCGUCCUUUAUGCUACUCUGUAAGCCUAAAUUCAUCUUCUGGACUUCGAAACAGAGAUUGAAUGUCCAUGUCUUCUCCACCGUUUCCCAUUUACCUCCUCCUCUUUCUUCUCUUCCCCCAAUAUCUGGGAUUACCCAAAUUAAGCAAGCCCAUGCUCGUAGUGUCGUCUUCGGCCUUGCUAAUGAUGGCCGCAUCAUGGGUCACCUCCUCGCUUUUCUUGCCGUUUCUUCCUCUUCAUUGCCGUAUGAGUACGCCUUCUCAAUUUAUCAGUCUAUUUCUCAUCCAAGUGUUUUUGCCACCAAUAACAUGAUACGGUGCUGCGCAAAAGAGGAGUUAUCUUGCGAGUCGAUAUCUCUUUACUCACACAUGCGCCGAAGUCUUGUGGCGCCUAAUAAACAUACUUUGACCUUUGUAUUGCAAGCUUGCAGUAACGCUUUGGCUAUCUGCGAAGGGAUUCAAGUUCAAACCCAUGUCAUAAAAUUUGGUUUUGCUAAAGACGUUUUCAUUCGAAAUGCGUUGAUUCACUUGUAUUGUACUCAUUGCAGAGUUGAAUGUGCGAAGCAGGUAUUUGAUGAAGUUCCUAGUAGUCGAGAUAUAGUUUCCUGGAAUUCAAUGAUUGCUGGUUUUGUUAGAGCUGGGCAGAUCAAUGUUGCAGAUAAACUGUUUGUUGAAAUGCCUGAGAAAGAUGUGAUCUCAUGGAGCGCGAUGAUAUCUGGGUGUGUUCAAAAUGGGCUAUUGGAGAAGGCGUUAGACUGCUUUAAUGAGAUGAGGGAGCAAAAAAUGAGGCCGAAUGAGGCAAUAUUGGUGUCCAUGCUCGCAGCAGCAUCCCAAUUGGGUAUGCUUGAGUAUGGAAAAAUGAUCCAUUCCAUUGCGGACUCCUUGAAAUUCCCAAUGACUGCUUCUCUUGGCACAGCACUAGUUGACAUGUAUGCUAAGUGCGGUUGUAUUGAUGAGUCCAAAUUCUUGUUCGACCGAAUGCCCCAGAAAGAUAAAUGGACUUGGAAUGUUAUGAUUUGUGGUUUAGCAUCGCAUGGCCUUGGGCAAGAAGCGCUUGCAUUAUUUGAAAAGUUUCUAACACAGGGUUUCUACCCAGUCAACGUGACAUUCAUUGGAGUCUUGAAUGCGUGUAGCAGAGCUGGUUUAGUCAGCGAGGGAAGACGUUUUUUUAAGCUAAUGACGGACACAUAUAAGAUUAUACCAGAGAUGGAACACUAUGGUUGCAUGGUUGAUCUCUUCAGCCGUGCUGGGUUCGUUUAUGAUGCUGUUGAAAUGAUUAACAGGAUGCCUGCUCCUCCGGACCCUGUGUUGUGGGCAACGGUGCUUGGUUCAUGCAAGGUUCACGGAUUUAUAGAACUGGGUGAAGAGAUUGGGAACAAGUUGAUUCAAAUGGAUCCCACUCACAAUGGGCAUUAUGUCCAGUUAGCGGGUAUCUAUGCCAGACUAAGAAAAUGGGAAGAUGUAAGCAAGAUUAGGAGACUAAUGGCUGACAGAAACUCCAACAAAAUUGCAGGGUGGAGCUUGAUUGAAGCAGGAGGAAGAGUUCACCGAUUUGUGGCAGGAGAUAAGGAGCAUGAACAAUGUACAGAGAUCUACAAGAUGUUGGAGACAAUUGGAGUACGAAUAGCAGCAGCGGGAUACUCAGCAAACGUUUCAUCAGUACUGCAUGACAUAGAGGAAGAAGAAAAAGAAACUGCCAUUAAAGAGCAUAGUGAAAGGUUGGCAAUUGCUUUUGGGUUGCUGGUGACUCAAGUUGGUGACUGUAUUCGUAUUAUCAAGAAUUUAAGAGUUUGUGGCGAUUGCCAUGAGGUAAGUAAGAUCAUUUCUCGAGUAUUUGAAAGAGAAAUAAUUGUUAGAGAUGGCAGUAGAUUUCACCAUUUUAAGAAUGGUAGUUGUUCUUGUCUAGAUUAUUGGUGAAAGAUACGAUUUAGCCCAUCCAAGU